AUGGAAGAAAUUCUUAAAAAAGACCAAUAUAACUUUUCAGUCUUCGGCGAUAAUGAUCAAUCUUUGCAAUUAAUUUUAUUACAAAACCAAACUGUAUAUAUAUACAUAUUAUUUUAAUUAUAAUUUAUUUUUACUAAAAUUCAUAUGUUUUCCUAAAAUUUUUUGUCGAUUAAAUUCACUAUAAUUUACUAUACACAAAUACAAAAUAUUGUUUAUGCCUCAGGAAAACUCUCAAUUAAAAAAAUCAAAGAAAAUUGCUGAACCAAGAUUUCGAACUUUUUUUCUUCAAAAAUGCUUUAUAACUAUCGAAUAAAAAACAGAAAAGGAGCUAUAGAAUAUGCAGGACUAAGCAAAUCAACUGGAGGGAAAAUAAUAGCAAUAAAUCCUGAAGUUAUAGGAGAUUCAAUAAUUACUAGGUCGAAUGCAAUUUUAGCUUAUACAGAUGGGGUUGAGAUGCAGGAAAAAAAAGAAAUGAUAAUUUUCUUGCAGAAGGAAGACUGAAAAGAAGUGAGUGGGGAUGGGAUUAUAUUUAUGCAGACGCCUGGAAUGCUGACUGAAAAAAAUUUGGGGCUAGAAGAAGAAAUUUCAGUUGCUUUUAACUCUUUGGUCGCAUUUUCAAAAGAUGUUAUACCAUUUUGAUGAUUUUAUUAUAUUCUUUCAGUAGAAAAAUGGCCUAUUCAAUUUAAAAAUCUAUAAAAUUUCUCACUCGUCAAAACAAAUGUCUUUUGCUAAUAUGCUACUAUAUGACUGGGCUUUUUUGAAAAUCAAAGGACCUGGAGUAAUAUAUAUGGAAUCCACAGGCUUUUCUAAGCUUGAAAGAACUAAGCAAGCAAAGAAAAUGGAAAUCAUGUAUUUUUUCUUAUUUUUUGCAUCAGCAUUAAUUAUUUUUGGAAUAGAAAGAUUAAUGAUGCAUAGAUAG
Molecule: messenger RNA, 919 nt
Organism: Blepharisma stoltei
Lineage: Eukaryota; Ciliophora; Heterotrichea; Heterotrichida; Blepharismidae
Source: the annotation of a GenBank genome assembly